Molecule: messenger RNA, 4012 nt
Organism: Aspergillus calidoustus
Lineage: Eukaryota; Fungi; Ascomycota; Eurotiomycetes; Eurotiales; Aspergillaceae
Source: the annotation of a GenBank genome assembly
AUGUCUCCCCACAAGUUACAAGGCCCAAGCAUCAAGAUCGCCAUCGACCGCGGCGGCACAUUCACAGACUGCCUCGGCAUAGUCGACGGACGCGACGACAUCGUCGUCAAGCUCCUCUCGCAGGACCCCGCCAACUACGCUGACGCCCCCAUCGAGGGAAUCCGGCGGAUCCUCGAACAAGCGACGGGGAAGCCCCUGCCGCGCGAGGAGAAGCUGUCGUUUUCCGAUUUCUCCUCGACGAGCAUUCGCAUGGGCACGACGGUCGCGACGAAUGCUUUACUGGAGCGCAAAGGCGAACGCCAUGCGUUGCUUGUUACGAAAGGGUUCAAGGAUGCGCUUCGGAUUGGGACACAGUCGAGGCCCAAGCUGUUUGCGUUGAACAUUCAGCGCCCGGAUGUGUUGUAUGAGGAUGUUGUGGAGGUGCAUGAGCGUGUUACGGUGGAGGAUUAUCAGCAGAAUCCGUCGCCUGAUCGGGGGAGUCUGGAGAAAGCGUUGGCGUCCGAUGCAGCCUUGAAGCGAGGAGUCAGCGGAGAAAUCAUUCGCGUCCUCGAGCCUCUGGACGAGGUUAGCACCAGGGCCAACCUACAGCAGCUGCACGACAAGGGCUACCGCUCGGUCGCAGUGUGUCUGGUCCACGCAUACACAUUCCAAGAGCACGAGCUGGCCAUCGAGCGCAUUGCGCAGGAGAUUGGUUUCACGCAGAUUUCCCUUUCAAGCCAGCUGCUCCCGAUGAUCAAGAUGACGUCGCGGGGUGCGUCUGCUACGGCCGACGCGUAUCUGACUCCGGUCAUUCAGCGUUAUAUCGAGGGUUUCCGUGCGGGAUUCAAGGAUGGAUUGCGGUCCGCCGACACUCGGUGUGAGUUUAUGCAGAGCGAUGGCGGGCUUGCUACAUUUGACAAGUUCAAUGGUCUUCGAGCCGUCCUUUCUGGCCCUGCUGGAGGCGUGGUUGGCUAUGCGGGAACUUCAUUUGAUGAGACGGACAGGAAGCCUGUUAUUGGGUUCGACAUGGGCGGCACCAGCACCGACGUCUCGCGCUACGAUGGCAAGCUCGAACACACCUUUGAAAACACAAUCUCCGGCGUAGCAGUCAUGGCGCCCCAGCUCGACAUCAACACCGUCGCAGCCGGUGGCGGCAGCAUUCUCUUCUGGCGCCACGGCCUCUUCGUCGUCGGUCCCGAGUCCGCUGGUGCUCAUCCCGGCCCAGCAUGCUACCGCAAGGGCGGCCCACUUACAGUUACGGAUGCGAAUCUGUUCCUGGGAAGACUGCUGCCAGACUACUUUCCCAAGAUCUUCGGUCCGAACGAGAAUGAGCCGCUGGAUGUGGGGAUCGUCCGACGGAGAUUCACAGAGCUAGCAGAGCAAAUCAACCAGGAAACUGGGCAGAGCAAGUCCCCAGAGGAAAUUGCCCUGGGCUUCAUCCAGGUUGCCAACGAGUCCAUGGCGAAACCGAUCCGGGCCCUGACUGAAGCCCGUGGUUAUGACACGUCUGCUCAUAACUUGGCCUGCUUUGGCGGUGCUGGUGGCCAGCAUGCCUGUGCCAUUGCCUCCUCGCUCUCUAUUCGAACGGUCAUCAUCCACCGCUACUCGUCCAUCCUCUCGGCCUACGGCAUGGCCCUCGCCGACGUGGUCCACGAAGCUCAGGAACCUGCAUCAGGCGUCCUUACUCCCGAAGCCAUGGCGUCCAUCAACCAACGAAUCACAGCACUCAAGUCCAAGGUCGCUACAGCUCUGACGAGCGAUGGCAUCGCCGCGGACCAAGUCUCGCACGAGGUCUAUCUCAACCUCCGCUACCAGGGAACGGACAACGCACUCAUGGUGCUGCAGCCCGCUGACGGCGACUUUAUCGCCGAGUUCGUCAAGGAGCACCAUCGUGAGUUCUCCUUUACCUUCCCCGGCAGGGACAUUCUCGUCGAGGAUAUCCGGGUCCGCGGUGUCGGCAAGGCCACCACCGUCCCCUCUGAAGCACCGCAGAAGGAACUCGCGAGCGUCGCCACAGUACCAAUCGACUGUUCAACGCAGGACGACUCGUCGGUCGUCUACUUUGCCAGUACCGGGCGCGUCACAACCCCGGUCUUCUUUCUCGACAACCUCCAGCCAGGAAGCCAAAUCCACGGUCCUGCAAUGAUAAUCGACAAGACGCAAACAAUCGUCAUCGAGCCCAACGCCACAGCGACGAUUCUCUCACGCCAUGUAAUCCUCGACGUGCAAUCGUCCAAAAAGCAAGCAGCUACAGACGCAACAGUCGUCGACCCCAUCAAGCUCUCCAUCUUCGGGCACCGCUUCAUGUCCGUGGCCGACCAGAUGAGCCGCAUGUUCCAGAAGACAUCUGUAUCAACUAAUAUCAAGGAGAGGCUGGAUUUCUCGUGCGCGGUUUUCUCGCCUGAUGGGAAGCUUGUCGCGAACGCGCCGAAUGUGCCGGUGCAUCUUGGGAGCAUGGAAUACGCCGUCCGCUACCAACACGAGCAAUAUAGCGGCAAACUCAAGCCCGGCGACCACAUCCUAACCAACCACCCUCUCGCCGGCGGGACACAUCUGCCCGACAUCACAAUCGUGACUCCUGUCUGGGACAAGGGUGGUACGCGGAUUAUAUUCUACGUCGCAUCUCGGGGACACCACGCCGAAAUCGGCGGCAUAGCCCCCGGCAGCAUGCCCUCAAACAGCAAGCUCCUCUACGAAGAAGGCGCAAUGACAUUGGGCUUCAAAGUCGUCUCAGAGGGCCGCUUCAACGAAUCCCUUGUGCGAAAAUUCCUCUACGACGGACCAGCGUCGUACCCGAAAUGCAGCGGGACACGUACAUACAACGACAACGUCUCUGAUCUCAAAGCGGCCAUUGCAGCCAACCACAAGGGCGCUACCCUUCUUGAGAGUCUUGUUGUCGAGAAUGGGCUGGAGGUUGUGCACUUCUAUAUGGAUGCUAUCAAGCGGACGGCGGAGGUUGCGGUGCGGGAAUUGUUGAAGAGGAUCGGGAGGGAGAACGCGGGGGUUCCUUUACGGUUUUCGGAUUUCAUGGAUGAUGGGACGGAGAUUCGUCUCGAGAUUUGCAUUGAUGAGGAGACUGGUUCCGCCGAGUUUGACUUUACGGGGACGGGCCAUGAGACGUUUAAUUGUCUCAAUGCGCCAAAGGCAAUCGCGCACUCGGCUAUCAUCUAUGUCCUUCGCGCCCUGAUCAACAUGGACAUCCCGCUAAACGAAGGCUGUCUCGCCCCGGUGAACGUCAUCAUCCCCGAGGGGACGCUGAUCAACCCUUCAGGCCACGCGGCCGUCUGCGCCGGAAACCCGAUUACUUCGCAGCGAAUCACAGACGUCGUCCUCGGCGCAUUCCGCGCAUGUGCUGCAUCGCAGGGGUGCUGCAACAUCAUCUCCUUCGGCAUGGGCGGCCGCGACGAAAACGGCGUUGAUAUCCCCGGUUUCGGCGUGGGCGAGACAAUCUGUGGUGGUUCGGGUGCCGGGCCGGAUUGGCAUGGGACGUCUGGUGUCCAUGUGCACAUGACGAAUACGCGGAUUACGGAUCCAGAAGUAUACGAGCUUCGAUACCCGGUUAUUCUGCGGCAGUUUUCGAUUCGAGAGGGUUCGGGUGGGAGGGGCAAGUUCCGGGGUGGCGAUGGGGUGAUUCGCGAGCUGGAGUUUAGGAUUCCGCUGUCCGUCUCUAUGCUCUCGGAGCGGCGCGUGACGAGGCCGUAUGGGCUCGUCGGGGGUGAACCUGGACAGGCGGGGCUGAAUCUCUAUGUGAGGAAGGAGGCGGACGGACACGAACGAGUGAUUAAUAUCGGCGGGAAGAUGGAGUUGAAUGUGCAGCCGGGAGAGCGGAUUUUGAUUCAUACGCCUGGUGGCGGUGGUUGGGGCACGCCAGAGGAAGAGGAGCAGUCCACAAGGGGAGUGGCCUCGCAGAUGAGCUCGAGUCCAGCAGCAAAUGGGUUCCAUCCUAGGGGCAGUGUCCAUGCCUUCACUGCGAUGGCUGAGGCUGCCCUAUAGUUCUGGUAUAGUUCCGAUAAUUUAAACGGGAACCAUCGUG